AUGGUGCCAGCGUUUGACCCCCCCCCCCUUGUUUCCUGUUGCAGGGAACAGCCGAUUUUUAGUGCUCGAGCCCACGUUUUCCAAAUCGACCCAACGACCAAACGAAACUGGAUCCCGGCCAGCAAGCAUGCUGUUACCGUCUCCUUCUUUUACGACAGCACCCGCAAUGUUUACCGGAUCAUUAGUGUCGGAGGCACCAAGGCGAUUAUCAAUAGCACCAUCACACCCAACAUGACUUUCACCAAAACCUCGCAGAAAUUUGGGCAGUGGGCUGACAGUCGAGCCAACACAGUCUAUGGUCUGGGCUUCAACUCUGAGCAGCAGCUUGCACAGUUUGCAGAGAGGUUUCAAGAGGUGAAGGAAGCAGCUCGUCUGGCAAGAGAGAAAUCCCAGGAUAAAACAGAACUGACAAACCCAGCACUGGAGAUUGCAGCCCCUCAGGAUUUGUCCAUCGAUCUUAAUUCCCCACCACUGCAGCUGGCCAGUGCAAAUGGGAGCGGUGUUCCAAAACUGUACCAUUCGGAGAGCUGUGAUGGAGAAAUGAUGCUGGACAGCGCUCGGAUCAAGUCUCUCUUCUCCCAGGGGUCCAUCGGCGAGCCGCAGUGGGAGCUGGAGUUACUCGCACUGCAGGAGAGUAAUGGGAAGCUGGUGCAGGCGCUACACGAAUCAAACAUCACGGUCGAACAGUGGAAGAAACAACUGGCUGCCUAUAAAGAGGAGGCGGAGAAACUGCGGGACCGGGUCAUUGAGCUCGAGUCACAGGGUGCGGAGAACGUGACAGUUGCAUCUCAGAACACAGACCUCAGCCAAUCAGUGGAGGAACUCGAGACAUUGUUAAAGGAGAAAGAGGAGGAGAUCCAGUUAUUGAGGAGCCAGAAAUCUGAUGUGAAUGAGUUGGAAAGUGACCGGGAGGAGGCACUGCUCCGACUGCAGGAGGUGGAGGGCCGGAACGCUGAGCUGGAGCAGCAGCUGCAGGAUGUAGAGCAGACCCUGGUGGACUGCGUGAACGACAGAGAGAGGGUCCAGCGCGACGCUCGUAAACUGCUGGAUAUCCUCGACGUUAAGCUGUACGAACUGAACGAUUUGCGUCAGGGUCUGGCUAAAAUCGCAGAGAAGGAGGAAAAAUCCUGAAUGGCGUAGCUGAUUCUCAAUCCCUAGAUCCUCCCGACACACAGCUCCCUGCCAAUCGAUUUAACUCCCCCCUCCCCCACCAUCACCACCACACCCCCACCACCGUCCCUGCUGCUCCCUCACUCCUAGUACCAGGUGUUCACCCAGGGCUCAGCCAGCUGAAAGCGUGGUGUCCAAGCAUCAGCACCAACCUGUAAACAAACAUUUGAUUCAAGUCCAGUUGCUGGAAAAUUAAAUACCAACUCUCAGUCCUGCACUAAUUCCAUCCCAUCUCCUAAUUACCCACCUAUCCCAAGUCCCUGUAAUUUUUCCUGGGCUAUUCUCCAAUUCCUUUUUGAAUCUGCUUGUUCUGCCCUUUUAGGUAGUCACAUGAGAUUAUUACUGACCUCAAGAACUAUUGAAAUCCUCCUUAUGUCAGCUUGAAGCACCUCUCCCCUUCACGAUCGUUGCAGGGGAAAGGAGGUUAUCCGAUGACAAGAGAUUGACCUGUGCUUGCAGGUCUUUAGAUGAAAGAGAGGUUAUCUGAUACAGGUUCUGAGGAAAGUUGAGGGGCUAAGGUUGAAGAGUUGGCCAUUAGGAACAGUCAUGAGCAGAACUUUCAUCACUCCAGUGUGAAUCUUUGGAAUCCACAACUCCAGAGGGAUUGGAGACUUGGUCUGUAUGAAUAUUGAAGCUGAGAUUGGUGGAGUUUUGGUCACUGAGGGGAUUUAACGACAUGCAGGAUGGAUGGGAAAGUGGAGAUGAGGUAAAGGAUCAGAAUGAUCUUAUUGAAUGACGGAGUGGGGUCCAGGGGUCAAAUGGCCAACCCCUGCUCUUUCUUGUAUUCUUAUAUGUGACAUUAUGACAUAUGCCAUUGUAACACUUUGAUAUACCAACAACAGCAAAACCCUCACCAGUACACUCUGAUACACACUGCAUAACCCUGAUUGUAACACUCUGAUAUACACUGCACACUCCUCACUGUAACACUCUGAUAUACACUGCAAUUCCUCACUGUAACACUCUGCUAUACACUGCACACUCCUCACUGUAACACUCUGAUACACACUGCAUAACCCUCAUUGCAACACUCUGAUAUACACUGCACAGUCCUCCCUGUAACACUCCAAUAUACACAGCAUGCACCUCACUGUAAUACUCUCAUACAGACUAUAGACCCCUCAAUGUAACACUCUCAAAGAGACUGCACACCCCUCGCUGUUAAACUGAUAUACACAGCAUGUACCUGACUGUAAAUCUCUGAUAUACUGUGCACACCCCUCACUGUUACACUCUGAUAUACCCUCUACAUACAGUAAAUCUCUUAUAUGUGUCAUCUCCUACAGCAAUCUGAUGUGCCUGUCACAUCUCAUUAUCACACUGAAACACCCUUCUUGCAACAUUUUGAUAUAACCCACACGCCUUACCCUGUUGCUCUUUCUUCAACAGAUACCCAGCUACACAGGUGUGGUGGGCUGAUUGUGUUUUUAACAUAAUGUGCCAUUUCACGGAGCAGGAUCAUGAAUGAAGCACCUGGGCCUCAUGGUUUUGCUGUCUCUUAGUUAUCCAAAACCUCUUCUGUUAUGUCUUCAAUAUUUUGCAGUUUUCUUCCCAUUUAGCCCUUUUAAAAAUUUCCUCGUGAAUUAGCUUCUACUUCCCUCUUAGAUAAUGCAUUAAAAAUCCCAGCAACCAGCAAAGUGAAAUAUUUCUUGCGCCUUUGGAUUCUUUGCCAAUCACAUUAAAUGUUUCUCCACUGAUUGAUCCUUUUCCCACAAGAAGGACUUUUUCCUUAUUUACUUCGUCAAAGCGCUUCAUGAUUUUGAAUAAAAUCUCCCUAAGAUCUCCCUAUGCUUCUCCAUCUUCAGUAAAUAACUAGAGCCCUUAAUCCCUGGGCCCACUCCAGUAAAUCUCCACCCCCACUUGGCCUUGACUUCCUUCCAAAAGUAUGGGGCCUGGAAAUGGACCCAGACCUCCAGCUGGGGUCUGGGAAAUGGUUUAUUAUGUGUUUGUACUCAGCCAUUUAUAGUUAAAGACUUUUCAAUGUCCAAGCUUCCUCACACAUUUGUGUAUAAACAUUUGUGUUUCCUCUGUUUCUCCAA
Molecule: messenger RNA, 3209 nt
Organism: Pristis pectinata (smalltooth sawfish)
Lineage: Eukaryota; Metazoa; Chordata; Chondrichthyes; Rhinopristiformes; Pristidae
Product: homer protein homolog 3-like
Exons: 9
Coding region: 1-1131 (376 amino acids)
Biological process (GO): G protein-coupled glutamate receptor signaling pathway; regulation of store-operated calcium entry
Cellular component (GO): postsynaptic density; dendrite; plasma membrane
Molecular function (GO): G protein-coupled glutamate receptor binding
Source: RefSeq, a predicted model, not a curated record